ACAGACUGCAGACGUGUACUUCCGUGUGUGACUUUUGAUCGGAGUUCAAGUCUCGACUUUGCUGAGAUUUUGAACACAUUUAAGUGGAUUUCGUUGGUCCUGGUUAUAUCUUAUGUUGUGGAACUUGAACACGUGCAAUUCUAGGAAAGCUCAGUGUGGACCCAGGGUCUAGACUGUCGCGAGCGUCUUGUCUGCCAAAUCGUCCGGCCCCCCUCCCACAACAGACGACGUUUUGAUCCAGGGGUCAAGUCAUCAUACGCAACGAUGCAGUGUGGACUCGUGUUUGCGACUGUCGCUAUUUGUACAUUAUUCACCUUACCAGCAUGCCAGGGGCAGGGACAACCUGUCGACCCUGUACAGAUGCAGCAGCAGCAGCUACAGCCGGACGUGCCCCAUCCACCAGGGGCUCAGGCAGCGGCGCACGCACAGCCGGGCCAUGCGGGCCAGCCGGCUGCACAGGCCGCCCACGGACAGGCCGCGGCGCCGGCCCAGCCCGGGGCUCACCCCGCCUUCCACCAGGGCAGCCUAGCUGAUACGGCCACCGAGCAUGAGCCGCGAGAGGCACCGAACCCACUGCGUAACAGGGACCAUGUACAAGACAUAGAACACAUGAAGGAGCACCUGGACCCACUGGUGGGCAAGUCUAUGGCAGAAAUGUCCGAGGAGGAGCUCCAGUUCCACUACUUCACACAGCACGACUACGACAAGAACAACAGACUGGACGGGAUCGAGCUGGUGGCCGCCAUGACGCACUUCCACGACGAGGAUCACUCCAAGAGCCACGACAACAUACAACUCACCGAGGAAGAAAUAACAGCUACCAUUGACCAGAUCUUACGAGAUGAUGACAAAAACAGGGAUGGGUUCAUUGAUUAUGCAGAAUUUAAGGCAUCUCAAUCAAACGUAUCAUAAUUUUUGUAAAUGUCUCUGAAGCAAUACUUGCAACACUGAGAUACAAUGGAUUGUUUCUGUAAGCCAUAGUCAUAUGUGUACAAGACAGCAAGAUAACUGGAGAAAAAGUGAGCUUGAUGUAAGACAUCAGGUGCAAAAUAACAUCUUUUAUGUUGUUUUAAGGGCUGUCACAUUUGAAAUGUUCAAGCAAACAGUUAGGAUAUUUUUUCAUGCUGAACCUUUAUUUUGUUUCACGUAACUAACCUAGGUUUCUAGGUAAGAUCCCCCCACACACACACACACAAGGGUCAGAUAUAUUUUGCCAAAGGUCAGAUACUGACUGAACAAUACCAGUGCAAAUGGCACCCUUUACUUAUCAGCCUAGCUCUCCUGACAUUUGCAUUAGGACAAACUCUCUGUUAGAAUUUAAAGAUAUUUCAGUCUGCUUCCUACACUGCACAUUGAGUGGGUUACCCAAAGUGUACACGCGAGAAGAACUGAAGUCAUCACACGUGCACCUGGUUUUGACCGUCACUGAUAUAUUUUAUAUUGUACUGGUGCCUGUAUGACAAACAAAUAUAUAUGGAAAAAGCACAUAGUCAUAACUAGAAGGUCUACAGGCAGGAAAUGUUCCAGAAUCAACAUCAUUUUAUAGAUGCUAUACAGCAAUAAGUAACUUAUGAUAAUCCUUGUCAUUUUUCCAUUGAAUAAUAAUAGAUCUGUAAUGUGGGUUUCUAAGCUAUAGUGCACAAUGACUACAAUUUGAUAAUGUGACUACCUAUUGCAAUAUCUUCAUCAACAUUGUAGAAUCAAGAGUAUGAUUCAGAUACUUAGUGUAGUAAUUUGUUUUCGAUUACUGUUGGAAAAUCAAAUAAGCUCUUAGGACCAAAUAGUUAUUUGUUAACAUAUUCUGAAUGUGCCAACAAUCUAGUUGCUUCCAUGUUGCAGAUAUAAUUUUUAUAAUGUGCAUGUAAAACAAUUGCUUUACCACUGUAAAUAACAAUAUUGUAACAAAAUCAAGAAAACCUUGCAUUGGCUGAUAACCUUGCAUUCUAUGAUAGCAAUGUUUCGAGCUGUAUCAAAUAUUCCCUAUCUAGUGGUCAGAUUAACAUCUUACGAUCAAUUGCUGUCUGAAAUGUCUGACCAUUGACAGAAUCUCUCAAGUUUCUUGAACAACUUUUGUAUUCUAUUACCUGGAUGUGAAGUCCAAUUCACUAUCUAUGGAUGAUUUCCUUUGUUAUUAUUGUUGGAUACUUUUUUUGUACUUACCAAAAGUGUCAACAAAUCAAAACUUCAAUUUUAGAUAAACACAUGUAUAUCCUUACAGU
This is a messenger RNA of Branchiostoma floridae (Florida lancelet), 2219 nucleotides long. Its product is annotated as cell growth regulator with EF hand domain protein 1-like. NCBI's taxonomy places the organism in Eukaryota, Metazoa, Chordata, Leptocardii, Amphioxiformes, Branchiostomatidae. Bases 265 to 912 code for a protein of 215 amino acids. The record is from RefSeq and is a predicted model, not a curated record. The transcript is spliced from 2 exons. Gene Ontology annotation, molecular function: calcium ion binding.